GACUGUUGGCUGAUGACAACAAGUUUGGAUUCAUUAUUAUGGAUGGUAACGGCACGCUGUUUGGAACACUCCAAGGGAAUACCCGUGAAGUUCUGCAUAAAUUUACGGUUGAUUUACCAAAGAAACACGGUAGAGGAGGACAGUCCGCCCUACGUUUUGCUCGUCUGCGAAUGGAGAAGCGACAUAAUUAUGUCCGUAAGGUUGCCGAAUGUGCCGUGGAAAUGUUCAUCAAAAAUGACAAAGUCACUGUUGCUGGCUUGAUACUGGCUGGUAGUGCCGAUUUCAAGACGGAACUUGGACAAUCUGAUAUGUUUGAUCAGCGAUUGCAAGCGAAGAUGGUAAAGACGGUUGAUAUAUCUUAUGGAGGCGAGAACGGCUUCAACCAGGCUAUCGAGCUUGCUGCUGAUGCUCUUGCAAACGUCAAGUUCAUCCAAGAGAAAAAGCUCAUUGGAGGCUAUUUUGAUGAGAUCAGUCAGGACACUGGGAAGUAUGUAUUUGGAGUAAAGGACACUCUACAAGCACUUGAAAUGGGUGCCGUGGAAACGCUCAUCUGUUGGGAGAACCUUGAUAUUAUUCGAUACCGACUAAAGAAUGCGGCUGGAGAAUUUUUCGGAUGGCGAGAAUUUGUUCCUUAUCAAAGCGAGAAUUUGUUCCUUAUCAAAUUCUAUUUUCAAAAUUGCUAUAAGCAAGAGGCGCUGUGGUCAUACAUCGACGAGGGAAUAAUAGCACAAGUUUGGGUUUAUCUAUUUUCUGGACAAUUUUUUUUUUCAGAGGAGAAGAUUCUUAACCUUAGACCCGACGAGGAGAAAGAUAAGACUCAUUUCACUGACAAGGAAACUGGGCAGGAUAUGGAAAUUGUGGAAACGAUGCCUCUUCUUGAAUGGUUUGCCAACAAUUAU
Cylicostephanus goldi is the source of this 899-nucleotide messenger RNA. NCBI's taxonomy places the organism in Eukaryota, Metazoa, Nematoda, Chromadorea, Rhabditida, Strongylidae. The record is from the annotation of a GenBank genome assembly.